AUGGCAGCUCAGGAUCCAAACGCGCCGACAGACAGCAAUGGCGGUGCUCUGGUGGCUACUGCCGUUGUUAUGCUGACAUUUUCCUGGCUAUCUGUUUCUCUAAGGUCAUUUGUCCGUGCUAAGUUAACCAACGGCUUCCAAUGGGAUGACUGGUUGAUGCUUGCUGCUCAAGCUAAUUUCACCGUAUCAUGCGCGCUCAUUCUUAUGGGGGUUCGGGAUGGAUUGGGGAGGCAUAACGCAUCGCUAGACCAGCAUAGCGAGAUCGAGGCCUUGAAAUAUCAGGCGUUGGCUACGGCAACAUAUGUCCUUAACAUGUGGCUGAUCAAGCUCAGUAUUGGUAUAUUCCUGCUCCGCCUCGCUACGCAAAAACGAUACAAGUAUACUCUCUACGCGAGUAUCGUUAUCGUCAGCAUAUGGAGCAUAGUCUUGUUCUUUUGGAAUAUAUUUCAGUGCAAUCCGAUCGGUGCUCAAUGGGAUUACACGAUUCUUCAGAAGGACCCCAACGCUCGAUGUGUCUCAGCCGACGAGAUUGUUAACGCUGCUUACGCACUCAGUGUUAUGAGUAUCCUGUCCGACUGGCUAUACGCAUUGUUGCCGAUUCCUAUGUUAUGGAGUGUUAAGAUGACUACGCAAGCUAAAAUGACGGUGGUCGUGGUUUUGGGUCUGGGUGUUUUCGCAAGCAUCGCUACGCUCGUCCGACUCAAGUUUCUAGCCGAUCUCACUGAUAUGGCAGAUAUAUUGCAUGCUGGCACUGAUGCGAUGGUUUGGACAUUAAUUGAACCGGGGGUAGCUAUUGUCGCCUCAAGUCUUGUUACUAUCAGGCCCCUUCUUAGGCUAUGGAAGAUCAAGGGAUUCGGUGGCACCACUGGACAGAGUCGCCCAACGAAUCCAUUUAGCAAUAGCCAUCCGAUGUCGCGUACGAAUCGAUCGAACAAGAUGCCGGCAUUUGGGUCUACCGAUGUUACUCUCGUAGACGUAGAAACUGGUCAUUCUAAGUCCCGCUCACCAGUCGCUGGGUCACGCCGGAAGCAUGUCGAGCAAGAGUUUCCAGUCGCGAACAUCAUCCGAUUCUAUAAUGCUUCCGAGCAUACCUCGGCGCUCUCGAUCGAUCUCGGAGGCCGAUACGUUAGCCGGUAG
This is a messenger RNA of Daldinia childiae, 1137 nucleotides long. RefSeq names its product putative integral membrane family protein. Lineage: Eukaryota; Fungi; Ascomycota; Sordariomycetes; Xylariales; Hypoxylaceae. Bases 1 to 1137 code for a protein of 378 amino acids. The record is from RefSeq and is a predicted model, not a curated record. The transcript is spliced from 4 exons.